UGUGGCCUGGAUGAGGUGCAGAGAUGGGGAAAAAGCUUGACCUUUCCAAGCUCACAGAUGAGGAGGCUAAACACGUGUUGGCUGUGGUUCAGAGAGACUUCGACCUCAGGAGACGAGAAGAAGAAAGACUUGAGGAGCUGAAGGGCAAGAUUCAAAAGGAAAGUUCCAAGAGGGAGCUGCUGUCAGAUACAGCCCAUCUGAAUGAGACCCACUGUGCCCGCUGCCUGCAGCCCUACCGGAUCCUCGUCAACAGCCGAAGGCAAUGUCUAGAGUGCAGCCUCUUUGUCUGCAAAAGCUGCAGCCACGUCCACCCCGAAGAGCAAGGCUGGCUCUGCGACCCCUGUCACUUGGCCAGAGUUGUGAAGAUUGGCUCCUUGGAGUGGUACUACCAGCACGUGAGAGCUCGCUUCAAGCGUUUUGGGAGUGCCAAAGUGAUCCGGUCUCUCUGUGGGCGGCUGCAGGGUGGAGGUGGAUCUGAACCAAGCUUGGGAGAAAGGAGUGGAGACAGUGAGCAGACGGAUGAGGAUGGGGACCCGAACACGGAGGCCCAGGCCCAGGCCCUCAACAGCAAAAAAAAGCGCCUGCUCUCCUUCCAUGAUGUGGACUUUGAGGGAGACUCAGAACACUCCCUGCAGCCUUGCAGCCAUACCCUGGACCUGUCCUCUGUCCCUGAGUCUGCACACAGCCUGCAGUCCCUCUCAGGUGAGCCUUACUCAGAGGAAACCACCUCUCUGGAGCCCGAGGGCCUGGAGGAGACUGGUGUAGGGGCUGUGGGGUAUCACCCUGGUCCAGAAGAGCACCUAUAUAACCCUUUACCCUCUGGAGAGGAUGCUCAUGCUGAACUGGACCCGCCCGGAGCAUCUGGCAAGAAGACCCUGGGGACCACAACCAUGCCUGGCAUAGGUGAUGUCCAGGGCAAACACCUCCCCUCACAGUACCUGGCUGAUGUGGACACCUCUGAUGAAGACAGUCUCCAGAGCCCCAGGGUGGCCUCCCAGCAUGCCAAGCGAAGGGCCCGGGCUGUGCCUGGAACUCAGAUCUCGGAGUUGAACAAGCUUAAGCCAGCUGUGGAGCACCAGCUGGUCCAUCUGGAGAAUGCAGUCCUGCCACCCUCAGCGCAGGAACCAGCUGUGGAACCACACCCCAGCGCCGAUGUGGAGGAGGAGACACUCCGGAGGAGGCUGCAGGAGCUCACCAGCAACAUCAGUGAUCCCGGCAGCUCAUCAGAAGAUGAGGCCAAGCUAGACACCCUCCGUGCGGUGUCCCCAGAGGUGUGCACAGACACCGGGCACAUGGAGACACGGGAAAGGAGCCCUCAGGGUCCUGGGACCCCUACUCGGCACACAAAGAGCACAGACGAGGAGCUGUCUGAGAUGGAAGACAGAGUGGCCAUGACGGCCUCUGAAGUUCAGCAAGCUGAGAGUGAGGUCUCAGACAUUGAGUCCAGAAUUGCGGCUCUGAGGGCGGCGGGACUCACAGUGAAACCCUCAGGAAAGCCUCGGAGAAAGUCAAACAUCCCAAUCUUUCUUCCUCGAGUUACUGAGAGACUUGACAGGAUCCCAAAGGAUCCACCUACAGACUCUGAGGACCAAGCCAAGGUUCUCGAGGCAAUGGCUAUGCCCAGUCUCCUGAGGACGUAUUCACCCAGCCCUCAAGGCAUAGAAGGUGGCUCUUUUGAUCGGAAGUCAGUGUACCGUGGCUCGCUAACACAGAGAAAUCCAAACGGGAAGAGAGGGACAGCCAGGCACAUCUUCGCGAAACCUGUAAUGUCCCAGCAGCCCUAAAGGGGAAGGCUCAUGGGCACAGGACAGUCCCACAAAGCACCCCCAUGCUG
Messenger RNA from Acomys russatus (golden spiny mouse), 1834 nucleotides. RefSeq names its product melanophilin (gene Mlph). The coding region runs from base 24 to 1784 and encodes 586 amino acids. NCBI's taxonomy places the organism in Eukaryota, Metazoa, Chordata, Mammalia, Rodentia, Muridae. The record is from RefSeq and is a predicted model, not a curated record. Gene Ontology annotation, molecular function: actin binding; small GTPase binding; myosin binding. Gene Ontology annotation, biological process: intracellular protein transport. Gene Ontology annotation, cellular component: cortical actin cytoskeleton. The transcript has 15 exons.